Molecule: messenger RNA, 201 nt
Organism: Acanthoscelides obtectus
Lineage: Eukaryota; Metazoa; Arthropoda; Insecta; Coleoptera; Chrysomelidae
Source: the annotation of a GenBank genome assembly
AUGGUGGUGAGUAAUAAUUCAAGUGAUGAGGAACCAUUAGCUAGAAAAAUAAAAAAACGGGAACUAACAACUGAGAAGAAGCAGAUGCACUCAAGACCUGAAGCUUACGAGGAAAAAUCCUUGAAUAAAGUAGAAAACUCUGAAGAAAAUUGGUUUUGCAUAGAAUGUUUUGAACAAUAUAGCCAUACAACAAGAAAGUAG